Nothoprocta perdicaria is the source of this 2624-nucleotide messenger RNA. RefSeq names its product gamma-aminobutyric acid type A receptor alpha5 subunit (gene GABRA5). Bases 173 to 1564 code for a protein of 463 amino acids. The transcript is spliced from 10 exons. The record is from RefSeq and is a predicted model, not a curated record. Gene Ontology annotation, biological process: synaptic transmission, GABAergic; chloride transport; signal transduction. Gene Ontology annotation, cellular component: neuron projection; GABA-A receptor complex; postsynapse. Gene Ontology annotation, molecular function: GABA-gated chloride ion channel activity; benzodiazepine receptor activity; GABA-A receptor activity. Lineage: Eukaryota; Metazoa; Chordata; Aves; Tinamiformes; Tinamidae.
AGGAACAAGUGGAAAGGGAGAGUUGGCAUCGCCAGCACCGGCCACCACCUCGACAUUCAAGAGUUACAGUGGCAUACAAUGGGUCCGUCUGCUAUAGAAUGAGGGCGUAAGAACGAAGUGUGCAGCAGUACCAUUCCCAAGCCAACUGCCUACACGAUUAAUCUGAUCUGGAAUGGACAAUGGGAUGUUCUCUGGCUUUAUCAUGAUCAAAAACUUCUUCCUCUUCUACGUUUCCAUGAGUUUAGUCAGUCACUUUGGCUUCUCGCAAAUGCCAACAGCUCCGGCGAAGGAGGACACCAAUGAUAACAUCACCAUAUUCACCAGGAUCUUGGACGGCCUGCUGGACGGCUACGACAACCGGCUGCGCCCGGGACUGGGAGAGAGAAUAACUCAGGUGAAAACAGACAUCUAUGUUACCAGUUUUGGUCCYGUGUCAGACACAGAAAUGGAAUACACCAUUGACGUUUUCUUCCGGCAAAGCUGGAAGGACGAAAGGCUUCGAUUCAAAGGACCCAUGCAGCGCCUGCCGCUCAACAAUCUGCUUGCCAGCAAGAUCUGGACCCCUGACACCUUCUUCCACAACGGCAAGAAGUCUAUUGCUCACAACAUGACAACUCCAAACAAGCUUCUGCGCCUCGAGGAUGAUGGCACACUGCUCUAUACCAUGAGAUUGACCAUCUCUGCUGAAUGUCCUAUGCAGCUGGAAGAUUUCCCCAUGGAUGCACAUGCUUGUCCAUUAAAAUUUGGAAGCUAUGCCUACCCCAAUUCUGAAGUGAUCUAUGUGUGGACUAAUAGCACCACAACAUCUGUGGUGGUGGCAGAAGAUGGUUCACGACUCAAUCAGUACCACCUGAUGGGACAAACUGUAGGAACUGAAAACAUCAGUACGAGUACAGGUGAAUAUACUAUUAUGACAGCACAUUUUCAUCUGAAAAGAAAAAUCGGUUAUUUUGUCAUCCAGACAUACCUUCCUUGCAUUAUGACUGUGAUCUUAUCACAAGUGUCAUUUUGGCUAAACAGAGAGUCUGUCCCUGCCAGAACUGUCUUUGGAGUAACAACAGUCCUCACCAUGACCACCUUAAGUAUCAGUGCCCGCAACUCUUUGCCAAAAGUGGCCUAUGCUACUGCAAUGGACUGGUUUAUAGCUGUCUGCUACGCGUUUGUAUUCUCUGCAUUGAUUGAGUUUGCAACGGUCAACUACUUCACCAAGAGAAGUUGGGCAUGGGAUGGCAAGAAAGCUCUUGAAGCAGCUAAAAUCAAGAAGAAAGAGCGUGCAUUACUGGGAAAUAAAUCAGCUAACACUUACACCACUGGAAAGAUGACCCCCACACCAAACAUGCCAAAGGACUCAGCUCCAUCUGUCAUCUCAAACACUGUCACUGCUCCAGUGAAAUCUGCAGAAGAAAAGCCUGCUGAAAGCAAAAAGACUUACAACAGCAUCAGUAAGAUUGACAAAAUGUCCCGGAUAAUUUUUCCAGUGCUGUUUGGAACUUUUAACUUAGUCUACUGGGCCACAUACUUAAAUAGGGAGCCUGUCAUUAAAGGUGCCAAUUCUCCAAAAUAAACUGAAGGACUCUAAAUCUACAUGUGAGCCAUACUUACAAAGCAGAUGCUACCAAGGAAAAUUUGAGAUCCAGACGACUUUCUACAUUUGGGCAAUAUUCUUCAGGAAGUUUUGCAUGUUUAAUAUGUACAAAUAAUAUUGCCUUGAUUGUUUCUACAUGUAACCUCAAAUGUUUCGAAGAUGGUUAUAUUACUUACUUACAGCAACAGAUCUUUAUAAAAGGUCGGAAGACAUUGAACGUGGCUUCUUUGCUGCUGAGUAUCUUGCAUUGAUAGUUUACAAAUAAAAUAAGUUAUAUUUUUUAACUGUUCAAGUGUACUACAUAUCGUGGUUUUUAUACUUCAGAUGUACAGUCAUAUAAAUGUAAGCUUAAGCUAUAUUUUACAGAAGAGCUCCACUAUUGUCAUCUGAUAGGUUACUAUGAGCAACAUCAGUUGUAAAAGUGCCAAAUUAUCAAAUGUAGGGCUCUGUUUGAGCACCUUUACUGAUUAUAGAUAGCAYAUUACUCCACAAAUAAAAAUGCAAAGCCCAAUUUUCAUUAGCAGAAGUUAAUGCACUAAAUCCUAACGGGGCUAUGCUGAUUUUCACUGCUGGAGCUUCUAGCUUGCAGUGAAGUAACAGAGGGAGCAAGAUACUGCUUGUGUAAAUAAAGGUAGUGGAAUCUUGCCCUUAAGAAAAAAUAAUACAUGUUUGUAUUGGGUUUUUUUUCUUUUUUGCAUUCCAAAGGAAUUUUCUCUGAUGAUUCUCAGUAUUUAUUCCAAAAAAUUAGAGAUAUAUUGCAUGAAAUUAUCUUUAACAUAGAUUAGGAGCAUAUUUGUGCAAAUAAAACUUUUAACAAAAGCAGUAGACAUUUUUAUUAGGAUAAAGUAACUCAUUUUUGGACAUUUUCCCAAGAAAUGGGAUGUUAUAUUAGUAGAGCUCAAUAGUAAAGAAUUACAAUAAUUCUGAAAUAAUUAUUACUUGUUUCCCAGAGUGAAAACCAAUCAGCCAGCACAAAGAAAGGUUAUCAGGAAAGAGAUAUGCUUUAUGACAGCAAGGUGUUUCAAUGACAAUAUUGACA